CUGUACUGCACGUACCGAGAUAAUAAAUUUGUCUACAUGCUCAUGGAGGCUUGUCUUGGGGGUGAAUUGUGGACGGUCUUGCGCAAUCGUGGUCGAUUCAACGAUGUGGUCACACGAUUCGUGGUCGCCUGUGUCCUUGAAGCCUUCACGUAUCUGCACACACAAGGAAUCAUCUAUCGAGAUUUGAAACCAGAAAAUCUUCUACUGGACGAAAAAGGAUAUGUGAAAUUAUGCGAUUUCGGGUUUGCCAAACGAAUUGGUUUGAACAAAAAGACUUGGACAUUUUGUGGCACACCUGAGUACGUGGCACCCGAGAUUAUUUUGAACAAGGGACAUGAUCAUUCAGCCGAUUAUUGGUCACUGGGUAUCCUCAUCUACGAACUACUAACUGGAAGCCCUCCUUUUACCGGUUCUGAUCCAAUGAAGAUCUACAACGUCGUUCUCCGGGGGAUCGAUGCUGUCGAAUUUUCACCGCUUCACAUCACUCGAACGGCGGCCACACUGAUCAAACGAUUGUGCGCUCAGAAUCCAACACAGCGUCUAGGUUACGGUCUUGGGGGGAUCAUUGAUAUCAAACAGAAUAAAUACUUCCAAGGCUUCGACUGGAUUGGUUUACAUCGGGGCACACUGGUAGCCCCGAUUCAGCCUGUGAUUUCCGGUCCGGAGGAUGUGUCCAAUUUUGACAAAUACCCGGAGAAAUUGGAAAAUCCCCCGGAUGAACUAUCCGGUUGGGACGCCGAUUUCUGA
Molecule: messenger RNA, 747 nt
Organism: Echinostoma caproni
Lineage: Eukaryota; Metazoa; Platyhelminthes; Trematoda; Plagiorchiida; Echinostomatidae
Source: the annotation of a GenBank genome assembly